GCCUUCUUGGCCGCAUCGGCUCAUACUGACGUCACCGUUUCCCCCGAUCCUUUCCCGUGCCGCCGUGGAGCCGAUCGGUGUGCUUAGCAAAGAUGGCACUCUACAAUUUCAAGAAAAUUAUGGUGGUUCCCACCGCAAAGGACUUCAUAGACCUCACAUUAUCAAAAACCCAGAGGAAAACUCCAACAGUCGUCCACAAGCACUAUCAGAUCCACCGCAUCAGGCAUUUUUACAUGAGAAAAGUAAAAUUCACUCAGCAGAAUUACCACGAUCGACUCUCUCAGAUCUUGAUGGACUUCCCAAAGCUUGAUGACGUCCACCCUUUUUAUGCAGACUUGAUGAAUGUUUUGUAUGACAAGGACCACUACAAGUUGGCCCUCGGACAGAUAAAUAUAGCUAAGAACCUCAUUGACAAUGUUGCUAAGGACUAUGUUCGCCUCAUGAAGUACGGAGACUCCCUGUACCGCUGCAAGCAGCUGAAGCGGGCCGCCUUGGGUCGCAUGUGCACCAUCAUGAAGAGGCAGAAGCAGAGCUUGGAGUACCUGGAGCAAGUACGGCAGCAUCUCUCCCGCCUGCCCACCAUCGACCCCAACACCAGGACCCUCCUUCUGUGCGGGUACCCCAACGUGGGCAAGUCGAGCUUCAUCAAUAAGGUCACCAGAGCUGACGUGGAAGUGCAGCCGUAUGCUUUCACCACCAAGUCCCUGUUCGUUGGCCACAUGGACUACAAGUACCUACGCUGGCAGGUGGUGGACACUCCCGGGAUUCUGGAUCACCCCUUGGAGGAGAGGAACACCAUCGAGAUGCAGGCCAUCACGGCACUGGCCCAUCUGCGCUCGGCCGUGCUCUACGUGAUGGACGUGUCGGAGCAGUGCGGCCACAACCUGGAGCAGCAGCUCAAGCUGUUUGAGAACAUUCGCCCGCUGUUCGCCAACAAGCCUUUGAUUAUCGUGGCCAAUAAGUGUGACGUGAAGAAGAUCGAUGAGCUCUCAGAGGAGAAUCGGAAAAUCUUUUCUGACCUUGUUGCGGAGGGCAUUCCCGUCAUUGAGACUAGCACGCUCACAGAGGAAGGCGUCAUGCAAGUCAAAACCGAGGCGUGCGACAAACUGCUGGCCCAUCGCGUCGAUACGAAGAUGAAGGGGAAGAAGGUGCACGAUGUCCUCAACAGGCUUCAUUUGGCCGUGCCGACCAAGAGGGACCAGAAGGAAAGGCCGCCGUUCAUUCCCGAGGGAGCCCUGACCCGCCGGAAGGCCAUGGAAGUGGACGCUCCGAAACGCAAGCUGGAAAGGGACCUGGAGGUUGAACUUGGUGAUGACUAUAUCUUGGACCUUCACAAAUACUGGGAUCUGAUGAAUAAGGAUGAGAAGGAUGAUAAGAUCCCGGAGGUGUGGGAGGGACACAACAUAGCCGAUUACAUCGAUCCGGAAAUAAUGGCGCACCUGAUGGAGCUGGAGAAGGAAGAGGAGCUGAAGGUACAGGCAGGGGAGUAUGACACCGAUGAGGAGAGCGAGGACGAUGAGAUGAAGGAGAUCCGGCAGCUGGCUAAGCAGAUCAAGGAGAAGAAGAAGCAGAAGUUCAUGGCGUCCAUAGAGAAGGACAUACAUGGACCCAGGAUGCCCAGGACUGCUAAGAAGGUUGAACGGAAAACUCUAGAAAAAGAAAUGUCUGACCUAGGUCUGGAGAUGGAAGACAAAGACGAUAGCCAUUACGUCACCCAGGCUCGCCGAUCCAGGAGCGUCACCAGGAAGCGUAAACGUGAGGCGUCUGCUCCCCCCUUGUCCCGCACUCGCAGCCAGAGCGCCUCCCGACCCCCCAGGGAUGUGUCAGGUGUCCGUGACGCGAAGAUGUUGAAGAAGGUGAAGACGAUGAUGAAGAACUCCCAGAAAGACAUGAACCGCAUGGGGAAGAAGGGAGAGGCAGACCGUCACGUGUUCGACCUGAAGCCCAAACACCUUCUGGCUGGAAAGAGGAAGUCUGGGACCACAGACCGUCGCUAACCCAUGGGGUGCUGAUAGCCACCGUCGACGGCCAAGGGCAGAGCUUAGCUGAACGAGGGCUGCCCCACAGCUCAUUUUCCUGUCCUUUACUUUACAUUCAACUCAACUGUUCUUUAGUGGAUGUUGUGCUGUGGAAAUGAUCUCUGUUAGAAAAGUGUCUUUGUAAAUAGACAUUUACUAUUAUCAAUGAUGGCACAGGGUGUGAGGACGUUACUGCAGUUCUGCUUUAGCCGCCCUGAAGCUAAUGUUAGCCCUACACCAGAUUCAGUCCUGUUUUUGUCACUGGUUGCCUUGACUUUUCUCCCUUUCAAUGGUGGGACAUCAGGAAUGAGUGUCUGGUCUCCCCGUAUUAAAAUCUGAACCUAUCCUG
This is a messenger RNA of Brienomyrus brachyistius, 2367 nucleotides long. RefSeq names its product GTP binding protein 4 (gene gtpbp4). Gene Ontology annotation, molecular function: RNA binding; GTPase activity; GTP binding. Lineage: Eukaryota; Metazoa; Chordata; Actinopteri; Osteoglossiformes; Mormyridae. The record is from RefSeq and is a predicted model, not a curated record. The transcript is spliced from 17 exons. Gene Ontology annotation, biological process: ribosomal large subunit biogenesis. Gene Ontology annotation, cellular component: nucleolus. Bases 93 to 1997 code for a protein of 634 amino acids.